AUGUGGCCACCACCAUGUGGAGACCAGAUCAACGGUGGUGACAUUGCAGUGUUUGCCUCACGGGUUGGCCAUGGCCUGUGUUGGCACCCUCACUGUUUCGUGUGCUGUGUGUGUUCUGAGUUAUUGGUAGAUCUCAUCUACUUCUACCUGGAUGGCAAGAUCUACUGUGGCCGCCACCAUGCUGAACGACUCAAGCCACGUUGCUCAGCAUGUGAUGAGAUUAUCUUUGCAGAUGAGUGCACAGAAGCAGAGGGGCAGCACUGGCACAUGAUACAUUUCUGCUGUUAUGAGUGUGAGGCCCCACUAGGAGGUCAGCGUUACAUCAUGCGUGAGGGACAUCCUCACUGCUGCAACUGCUUUGAGUCACUUUAUGCAGAAUACUGUGAAUCUUGUGGAGAGCACAUAGGUAUAGACCAAGGUCAGAUGGCAUAUGAAGGUCAACACUGGCAUGCCACUGAAGAGUGCUUCAGCUGUGCUCAUUGCAAUCAGUCUUUGCUGGGUCGUCCCUUCCUGCCGAAACAAGGUUUGAUCUACUGUUCCCGUCUCUGCAGCCAAGGGGAUGAACCUGAGUUGUCAGACUCUUCGGAUUCUGCUUUCCAGAGUGCCCGUUCCUGUCAGUCACGCCACAGUACUCAGAUUGGCAAGGAUGGAACAAAAGGCAAAGGUGUACGACAAACAUCAUCUGGCCCUACACCAUUGGUUGGUGAUGCAGAGCCUCUAGCUGUUCAAAUGGAUUUGCUGAGCAUCUCCAACCCAGCUCCCAGCCGUACACCCCACCGCACACCGACGAGAACCCCAAGUAGAACCCCAAGUCGGUCUCCAAGUCUGAACCGUGAGCAGUCAGUUUGGGUAAACAGGGAUAAGCCUUAUUCCUACGAGUCUCAACAAAGAGAUUCCUCCACAUCUUCAAAUCCCCAUCAGCUACGAAGCCAAUGUAGCAUGCGUAGCGCUUACCCUCCUUCUCCCAAUCAGCCACCAAAGAUAGUGAGCAGUCCAGAAUCUUGGUCAAAAGAACAACCUGGGGGUAAUUCCAAAAAGCCUCCAGUCAUGGCUACUCUGAGGGGCCACUCUUUCAAUGAUAAUUGGAUGCACCAUGGCCAGGAACCUGAAUUUCAUGCUCCUAAGCUCAAAACACAAAUGAGCUUCAAUGAAGUACCAAGCCGUAAUUCUGGAUUUUUGGACAAACGCAGUGUAAGCAUGCAAGGCUUUCCCCGAGAGAUGCGUCCUCCAUUGCUGAGGAGCAGGCACCAAUUUGGGCCAAGCUUUGGUGAACUUACGCCACUAGAACAAACACCAAGAGGUUCUGCUGACUCACUGGCGCUUCCCUACACUACAGCAGGAAACUCUUUAGAUGGGACCAACAGGCGUCAGGAGCACUUCUCUCGAUUUUCUAUGCCUGACCUGAGUAAAGACUCUGGGGUAAAUGUGUCUGAUAAAGGCACCAUGGGUACAUUAAACUCAUCAAUGCAGUUCCGCAGCACUGAAUCCCUGAGCUCUGUCCCAAGACCUCUUGCUGAAAUUGGCAUGCCUGUCAGAGUAAGGUACCCUCCUUCACUAUACUGGGAUUCACCUAGAGGUUUAAGUUUUGAGGAUCCAGUCAAAGGUCGCAUUGGUCUUGCAGGAAGCAUGUCAUGUAUGCAGGAAGGUAAUGCCCAAGCAAUGACACCACGGCCAAGACGCACUCAGACACAAGACUCACCUAGACAGCAGCGCCAACGUCAACGUCACCACCGCAAAGGCCACAAAGGUCACAAACAUCACUACCGCUCCCGCCGCUCUCGGUCAGACAAUGCCCUGCAUUUAGCCACAGACAAUCAGAGUUUCCCUGGGGACCCCAUUCAUAGAUUUCACAAUGACUUUGAGCGACCAUCCUCAUCAAGAGUGUCACGCAAUCUCUUUGGAGCAAAUUAUGGGUAUCGACAACAAUUCUUUGGGCCUUGUCCUCGAACCACCUCUGACCUCAACUUGCAGGAUCCUGGAGGUCCACAGAUUGGACAGUAUAUGGGUAGGUAUGGAAUAACAGUUGAGGAUGAAGAUCAGUUUUGCUCAACCUGUUCCUCUUCAUCAGAGGUGUCAGAGGAUGAUGGUUACCUUCUGGGUGAAGUCAUCCCACGUCCAGUGCAGCUGCGAUACUUUGACAACGAGGAAUUACGACAUCGUUAUAGUCCUACAGUGAUGGGUGGUCACACUCAACUACAUACACGCAAACGGCGGAAGAGCAAGAACUGCUUCAUAUCAUAA
This is a messenger RNA of Sinocyclocheilus anshuiensis, 2241 nucleotides long. RefSeq names its product prickle-like protein 2. The record is from RefSeq and is a predicted model, not a curated record. Bases 1 to 2241 code for a protein of 746 amino acids. Lineage: Eukaryota; Metazoa; Chordata; Actinopteri; Cypriniformes; Cyprinidae. The transcript has 5 exons.